GGCUUCAAGGAUCCUGGGCCCAGGAGCAGAAGCAGGAAAGCUCUGCCGCAGUGCUUUCCAGAUGGCCGAGUUGGACCUGAUGGCCCCAGGGCCGCUGCCCGGGAUCGCAGCUCACUCCCUGGUCACUCUCAGCCCAGACUCCGGGUCAGCCAGCCCAGCAGAAGAGGACAAGGGCUCCGUGGAGAGCCCCCAGGGAGAGGUGGAGGGUCCGGGCGCUGGCUCCCAGGAUGGUGGCGGUGGUGAGGAGGAGAUCCCAUGUGACUUCUGCCUGGGGGCCCAGAGGGUGAAGGCGGUGAAGUCCUGCCUGACCUGCAUGCUGAACUACUGUGAGGAGCACCUGAGGCCGCACCGGGAGAACAGCAAGCUGCACAGCCACCAGCUGACAGAGCCGGUGAAGGACCGGGACCUGCCCACCUGCCCUGCCCACCACAGCCCGCUGGUCGCCUUCUGCCGCCCGGAUCGCCAGUGCAUCUGCCAGGAGUGUGGUCAGGACCAGCACAAGGGCCACGCCUCAGUCUCCCUGAAUGUUGCCCGCAGGGACAAGGAGGCUGAGCUUCGGAGCACCCAGCUAGACCUGGAGCGGAAACUCAAGUUGAAUGAAAAUGCCAUUGCCAGGCUCCAAGCCAAUCAUAAAUCCGUUUUGGUGUCAGUGUCAGAGGUGAAGAUGGUGGCUGAGGAGCAGUUUGGGGAGCUCCUUGCUGCCGUGAGGAAGGCCCAGGCUGAUGUGAUGCUCUUCCUGGAGGAGAAGGAACAAGCUGCUCUGAGCCAGGCCAAUGGCAUCAAGACGCACCUGGAGCACAGCAGCGCGGAGAUGGAGAAGAGCAGGCAGGAGCUGGGGAGAAUCGCUGCCAUCAGCAACACCGUGCUGUUCCUGGAGGAGUACUGCAAGUUUAAGAACACCGAGGACAGUGCCUUCCCUAGCGUUUACAUAGGACUCAAGGACAAGCUCUCGGGCAUCCGCAAGGUCAUCACGGACUCCACUGUGCACCUAGUCCAGUUGCUGCACAACUAUAAGGAAAAGCUCCAGGAGUUCGCGAAGGACGAGGAAUAUGACAUCAGAACGCAAGUGUCAGCUGUGGUCGAGCUCAAGUAUCGGACCUCAAAACCUGAGCCCAGCACCAGGCAACAGUUCCUCCAAUAUGCCUGUGAUAUCGCGUUUGACCCUGACACGGCACACAGGUAUCUCCGGCUGCAGGAGGACAACCGCAAAGUCACAAAUACUACACCCUGGGAGCAUCCCUACCCGGACCUCCCCAGCAGGUUCCUGCACUGGCGGCAGGUGCUGUCCCAGCAGAGCCUGUACCUGCACAGGUACUACUUCGAGAUAGAAAUCUCUGGGACAGGCACCUAUGUCGGCCUGACCUGCAAAGGCAUCGACCGGAAAGGGGAGGAGCGCAACAGCUGUAUUUCAGGAAACAACUUCUCCUGGAGCCUGCACUGGAACGGGAAGGAGUUCUCGGCCUGGCACAGCGACACGGAGACCCCGCUCAAAGCCGGCCCUUUUCGGAGGCUGGGCAUCUACAUCAACUUCCCAGGAGGGAUGCUCUCCUUCUACGGCGUGGAGCCCGAUGCCAUGACUCUGGUUCACAGGUUUGACUGCAAGUUUUCGGAGCCAGUCUACCCAGCCUUCUGGCUUUCCAAGAAGGAAGACACCAUCCGCAUUGUGGAUCUGGGAGAGGAGCCUGAGAAGCCAGCACCGGCCUCAGUGGAGGCUGCUCCUUAGACGCUGGAUCCACAUUCCAGACAUUUGCUAACCGCAGGGCAGCAGCUUGCCCUCCGGGGGCAGAAAUCUCUGCCAGGGGUCGCUGGCUUGAGAAACAUGUGGGUCUGUGAAUGAGGACGAGUCACUGGCUUCUCCCUUCUGCUCUGUGCUGUGCUGUUCUUCGAGUUUGUAGUCAUGUUCAGGUGAAAGUCCCUUUUGAAUGAUACUUGAGUCUCUCAUCUUUGAGUGACAUCCUCCUGUCUGUUCAGGUGAACGGCACAUUGUACCUAGAACUGGUAACCAGGAAUCUUCAGGGAGAUUAAAAAAAAAAAUCACAGAGUAAUCGCAAUAAAUUGCUAACUUUAUCACGCAUUUCCUAGGUCCCAGACACUGUUUUGAGUGCUUCCUGUGCAUGAACCCAGGGACCCUCAUACAAUUCCAUGGGUGGAUGCUCAUAUCAGCCCCAAUUUGAAGAUGGGAAAACUAUGGUCCAGGGGGGAUAGUUAACUUGCUCAAGGUCACUGCGGUCACAUGGUGAGUAGGUGACAGAGCUGGGGUUCAGACUUGAAGGGAUGACAUUAAACUUUUAACCACUAUACCAUGCUGCCUUCCUCACUAGAUCAUGGGUGUUGUGUAUAAGGGAAUAAACUACAUGAUGACCUGUUUACAUGGCAACAGAGCAUCCUAAACCCUCCUCUCAGAGUUUGCAAAUCUCUUUGCAGCCCCCACCUCUGAUGGGACUCUAGCUGUGCUGUAGCAGACGGCUCACUUGUGAGUUUUUGGGACAGCAAGGAUGAUAAGAAGUGUGUUAGUGUAGCCAAGUCUAAGACCCCAUGACUUCUGGGCAAGGGUCUCAUUCCUCUCUUCUGAAGUCACCUGGAGUAUGUGGACUUGUGAUUUCUCUUUCAAAGGACAGUUUUUCACAUAUUUAAGGGUGGCUCUCACAACACAUCCUCCCAGGAAAUUCUUCACACUGUAUUCCUCACUUUUCUUGUUUUUACAUUUUAUUUCCCAUUUUUCUUCAUGGUUUCCAGGUCUUUCACUCCCCUAGCCAUUUCACCCUCCUUUCCACAGAUGUGGAAAUCCAUAAGAUUUAUGGCGAACAUUCACAUUUUUUAUUUAGGCAAAUGACAAACUAUUUUUAAAUGAGUUUCUGAGAAUAUAACUGAAAGUCCCUGUAGAAAAUGUAACUUCUGGUUCUGUGUCAAAGCAAACCUGUUCACCCAGCUGCUGACCCCCUGGGAAAGAGGUAGGUGAGAAAAGAAAACAAAAAUGUGAUAUUGUGAUUUAUAAUAAGAAAUACGUGCUUGGUCUCUGCCACCACCACUCCCCCCCCUCCCCCCCCCCCACCGCCUCUGUUCCUGGCACAGAGCUCCUGAAACCCUUGUAAUUUCCUAAGUGAUAAGAGCACUAAGAGCAUCUCUUGUUCUAUUUGUCUUGCCUUUGAGCAGUCUGAUGUUCCUAUCUGUAGAGUACAUUAUUACAGCAUCACUUGACUUGUUUCCGGAGACCCUGUAUUAUUUGUAUUUGAGAAUAUAUAUGGUGUAGGAUUUGGCAUCUUUAUUGAAUUCUUAAAAUUUGAAUUCUAUUGAAUUAUUUUUUUACUUGAAUUUUAAAUUUCAUUACGUUGUUGCUGCUUGCUGAGGUGGUUUUGAUUACUGACUCUAUUUCCAAUAUAUUAGCUCUCCUUCCUAGCCUAAAGUCACCUAUACAAUUGUUGCUGUACUUUUCUUCUUAAGUCUUGAUCUUGUUGAUACCUACAUUGUUUAGGGUAGGGCCAAAUACAGAAUCCUGCAGCACGCAGUCAACACUCUUUGGGUUUAAUUACUCAGUAAGUUAUGCAUCGGUAGAACUUCUGCCCCUUUAUCCGCUGGACCCAAAGAAGACCCCUUUUCAGUGGCAGAGAUCAAGCUAAGCAUUCCUUGCUGCAUUUCUAUGUCUGCAGUCCUUGCUGCUCCUGUCUAGCUAUGCUUUCAAAAGAGAAAAUGAGAUCCGCAUGGCCUGCUUUAAUUUUAUUGAGCCCCUAUGGGCUGGUGGUGCUUGUCACUUCUCUAAAUGCUCAGAAAAUAUUUAAUAAACCAUUUAAGAAUUCUGCUGUGGGCUAACAUCAUUUACUAGUCUGUUGUUUCCAGAAUCUAACUUAUUUUUCUUUUUAAAAAUCAAAACGAUUUUCCUGUUCCCAAUUCUCCUUAAUUUUUCAAAGAAUAAAGCCUAGUGUUUAGUCACAUUGA
This is a messenger RNA of Myotis lucifugus (little brown bat), 3933 nucleotides long. RefSeq names its product tripartite motif containing 16 (gene TRIM16). The record is from RefSeq and is a predicted model, not a curated record. Gene Ontology annotation, molecular function: protein binding; zinc ion binding. NCBI's taxonomy places the organism in Eukaryota, Metazoa, Chordata, Mammalia, Chiroptera, Vespertilionidae. The transcript is spliced from 6 exons. The coding region runs from base 62 to 1723 and encodes 553 amino acids.